GUAGCUUGUCCCGAAAUAAUCUCAUCAAGAAAAAUCUUUAGCCUGUUGGUUGCCCGCUGUGUACUGUCUGAGCCCGAAGGUUUUGGCGGUCCUAUUUGAUUCAGCGCUUGGAAAACUUCUACCGCUCGAAAUGGCUCAAGCAGGGUGGCAUUCGUUUCUUCCGAAAAUGAUUUAACCUUAGUAAAAAAAUAAUUAUUAUAUGAAUGAAAUUAAAAAAUCACACAUCAUACGUUACCAUGAUGCGACUGUUACACUUGCAGAGAAGAGAGCGAGAAAAAUGUGAAACUAAACGACAUGGCUCUUUGUCACACUAUCCUCCACCUCCACAAACCAUAAACGUACACCAACAUGUUCUCUAUAUUUACCACAAGAGUUGCGCAGCCAAUAAGUAGAACACCUCUUUAAUUGUCUCUUCAAAUAAAGCCAACAAUGGAGAACCAGCAGCAACUUCCGACGGAGUUGUAUUGGGGUACUCCUCACGAGGUUUGCCAGAUAGAAGGAUUCUGGUACAUGGCCGGUUUUAUGGAAGCCACGACCGCCUUCAGGUCAAAAUUCGAGCCGAGGAAGGACGACAUUCUCUUGACAUCUUUCACGAAAACAGGAACAACCUGGCUCAAGGCUCUCUGCUACAACAUCCUCGACGAGGAAGAGAAUGACAUUCUGGCGAAGGAGAACCCCCACGAUGUGGUCCCCACGCUCGACAGCACUUUCCUCCAAGACCAAGUGCAGCAUCUGCUGCUGAAUUCCCCUCCGGGGCGCAGCAGAUUGCUCCACACCCAUCUCCCCUGCAGUUACCUGCCGGAGAAGGUGAGGAGCACGCCGGGGUCCAAGCUCGUGUAUGUGGCCCGGAACCCCAAGGACACGUUGGUGUCGCUGUGGCAUUUCCUCAACAAGAACCUGAAAGCCGACCCGUUCCCGCUGGAGAGAGCGGUGGAGACCUUCUGCCGGGGGGUUAUGCCUUUUGGGCCUUUUUACGAGCACGUGGUGGGAUACUGGGAAGAGAGCAAGAAGCGGCCCAAUGAGGUGUUGUUUCUCAAGUACGAGGACAUGUGCAGAAACCCGAGAGAGCAAGUGAGGAAUCUGGCCUCGUUUCUCGGUCGGGAAGCGAAUAUAGAUGUGGAGAAGGUACUGUGGCGGAGCAGUCUGAACAGACUUAAGGAGUUGAAGGUCAACAAGGAUGACGAUAUUAAGGAAGGACAACAUGUUCACCCCUCCGCCUUUUUCAGGACGGGAACGGUUGGGGAUUGGAAGAACUACUUGACUCCCGACAUGGUUCAACGUAUUGAUCAGCUCACACAGGUUAAGCUGCAGGGGACUGGGCUUUCUUUUGAUGACCAGUAGUUCUGUAUAAAGUUUUAUUUAGUUUGAUGUCAUAAACCAACUGGUCCUAAAUAACUCUAGUCAUUGGGAGAGGUCCAUGUAUGAAUUUGUAUAAGUUGUUUGAGUUCAAGCAUGUAACGGGUGAAUUUCCUCUACACUAGUAAUAGCUAGAAUGGUAGAAGUACUAUUCAUAACUAUAUGGAUUGUAUAUUAACCACACAAGAGCUUUAUCAUAUUAUAUAUGUAAUUUAUGAUUGCAUUUACCAUCGUAGGUAGUGCUUGAAAGUUGUAACCACUAUAAAAUACGGUGGCUAAUUCCAAACCAGGUCUGUCCUAAGACCACUCACUGUGUGGGUUGGUAAAAUGAGAAAAAUGGGAAAUGUUCCUGCAGUGUAGCUGGGAAAGGGGAAAAAUAGAAAAAGUGGGAAAAAUGGGUGGGAAUACCCAUCACUAGCGGACAAAUGAUGGGAAAGGGAGGAGGGAGGGUCACACUGUCGUGCCCGCAUAUAAUUUUCUCAUUAGUUUUUUUUUAUUUUUUUGUUCUAAGUUAUUUGUUUUAAUGAUUUUCUUUUAUUGUGAGGUGUUUUGAUUGGUUUUAUCAGCAACGGACAAAAUCAAUGACGUUAUAUUUA
Messenger RNA from Linum trigynum, 1952 nucleotides. NCBI's taxonomy places the organism in Eukaryota, Viridiplantae, Streptophyta, Magnoliopsida, Malpighiales, Linaceae. The record is from the annotation of a GenBank genome assembly.